AAAGCAGAGGAAGUCUGUACAUACAUAUUAUCAUUUCCUUUAUACAGGCGGGUGGAGCCUGGCACUUACUGGCGCACCAUCAAGAAAGAGUUUGCACAGGUCACCGUUUGAUUCAGUGAUAUUUGGCUCAUCAGUCAGCUUACCAUCAAACUCUUCCUUGCUCCACCUGUUUCCUACAAACCCAAGUCAUCCCAAAACCUCCACAAUGAUGCAAAUUAGUAGUGACCCGGCCAGCAACAAGAACUCUCUCAUCAAUGUGAUGCACCGCUUCAUCGCUGCAACCAACAACAUGGAUGAGACCAUCAUGGUACCCAGCCUGUUGCGGGAUGUGCCCCUGGAGGUGCAGGAGAGCCAGCAGGUUGAGGUGGUGGAGAACAACGAGCCUUCCUACCCUAACAAGCAGAAGGACAUGUACGAACACUACCUCCUCCUCAAGUCCAUCAAGAACGACAUGGAGUGGGGCCUGCUGAAGAGGGAGAUGAGCGGUGGGGCCAGCUUCCUGGAAAUGGCUGUCAAGCAAGAGGAGCAGCAGUCGAUAACUGGGGAGCUCCCUGGUGAAGAGAGUGCCGAUCUGGAGGGCCAGUUCCACUACCACCUCAGGGGACUGUUUGGAGUCCUGUCAAAACUCACAGUGCAAGCAGACCACCUCACCAACCGCUACAAGAGGGAAAUCGGAGGUGGUAACUUCAUGAGAUAGGGUCACAUCUGACUGAACUUGGACUGCUUGACUCACAAACACAAAAUGGUGUUAUGGGAGACUUAGUGCAACUGACCAGGGCCUGGUGGACUGACCAGGGCCCGGUUUCCCAGGAGCAUCUUAAGGCUAAGUUCAUUGUUAGAAUCAUAGGAUCCUAUGGUUCUAAUGAUGAACUUAGCCUAAAGAUUAUUUUGGGAAACUGCGCCCUGAGCUACUUGAGGACUUCUUUCAAUCCUGUCUUGAGUAGUGACAUACCACCCCCUCUCCCGUCCCUUGCUUCCCAAAGCUCCACUAAUCAUACAUUUAAACCAAUCUGAUUGACACCUGCACAUGUUCCUGAAUGUGUAAGGUCAUGAUUUCUGAUUCGUUAAACUGUGGAUUGUAAGUUUAUCGGGUUUUGACAUUUCAUGCUUAUUGGCCGUUUACAGAGUUUUUGGUAUCGUAUUUGGAGUCUAGUUGAAUCAUGGCUCUGGUAGAUGAACAAACUUCCUGUAGUCUUCAUUUCAAGUCCAAACAUUCAUUUAUGUGUAUUCACUUGUAUGGAACUGGGUGUCUGUAUGCCAUGUGUUUCGGAAAUGUCUCUAAAAAGGUUUGACUGCAGGAGUAUUUAGAAUGCUGGUUGUUCUGUCCCUCCUUAAAACGUAAAGCACACUUUAGCAUCUGGGCUUGUUUUUAAGGGCCUUUUUUAUUUAAAAAAAAAAGUAAUUAUGUAUUCAUGUCUCCCUGAUGAAACAACAUGCUGUGCCUUGAAUUUUUAACUCAUUCAAGUCCUGCUCUGAUGCCCAUCCUGUCCACCUUGUCUGACUGGUAUAAAAAAUGGCAACCUACCCUUUUUGGAGUGACGGUAUUGUAACGCCACUAUUCCUUUCUAUGUAUUGUCCUUGGCUAUUUCAAUUUUUAUAUUGAGCACAAAUGCAGUACAACUAUUAAAUAAAGACUUAAACUCCUGUU
Coregonus clupeaformis (lake whitefish) is the source of this 1648-nucleotide messenger RNA. It is a transcript of the gene mid1ip1l, whose product is annotated as MID1 interacting protein 1, like. The record is from RefSeq and is a predicted model, not a curated record. Gene Ontology annotation, biological process: regulation of lipid biosynthetic process. The coding region runs from base 206 to 697 and encodes 163 amino acids. The transcript has 2 exons. Gene Ontology annotation, cellular component: cytosol. Lineage: Eukaryota; Metazoa; Chordata; Actinopteri; Salmoniformes; Salmonidae.